AUGAAUAAUGACACAUCAGGAUUUCUCCUUUUGGAAUUUUCAACAAUUUGGGAACGACACAUUAUGUACAUAACUUUCUUACUGCUAUUGUACAUAAUGACAGUAACAGGGAACCUUCUUAUCGUCACUGCUGUUAUUUCUGACCACCACCUUCACACCCCCAUGUACUUCUUCCUGAUGAAUUUAGCCAUGCAAGACAUUGGUUCUGUUUCAGACAUUAUUCCCAAAGCUGUUUUUAAUUCUCUUAUGAAUAUAAGGACUAUUUCUUAUUCUGGAUGUGUUGUGCAAGUCCUCUUGUUUUUCUUUUUCAUGAGUUGUGAUGUUUCCCUCCUUACUGUCAUGGCCUAUGAUCGGUAUGUUGCCAUUUGCAGUCCUUUACGAUAUGAAAUGGUAAUGAACAGGAAGGCUUGCACCAAAAUGAUUGGCAGCGUGUGGAGUGCCAGCUUUCUCAAUGCUGUAUUAAACACUGUUGGAACUUUUACUACUCAUUUCUGCUCUAAUGUGAUCAAUCAGUUUUAUUGUGAAACCCCACAGUUACUUAAGCUUGCCUGUUCAAAUUCAUAUGUAAUUGAAAUUGGAGGUAUAAUAUUUAGUACUACAUUAGCAUUUGGUUGUUUUGUCUUCAUCAUUGCUACAUAUGUGCAGAUCCUCUCUGCUGUUCUGAGAAUCCCUUCUGUUCAGGGCAGGAGAAAAGCCUUCUCCACUUGCCUACCACACCUCACGGUCUUCUCCAUACUUUUGUUUACUGGUUCCUUUGCUUAUCUAAGAGACAUGUCUGACAGCCCAUCCCACCUUGAUUUCAUAAUUACAAUAAUGUAUUCCAUUAUUCCACCCAUGAUGAAUCCAUUAAUCUACAGCAUGAGGAACAAGGACAUCAAAGUUGCUCUUUCAAGACUGUUUGGUCAGAGGUCAUUUUGUUUUGAAGAAAUGUGA
This is a messenger RNA of Python bivittatus (Burmese python), 933 nucleotides long. Lineage: Eukaryota; Metazoa; Chordata; Lepidosauria; Squamata; Pythonidae. The record is from RefSeq and is a predicted model, not a curated record.